Messenger RNA from Oreochromis niloticus (Nile tilapia), 2867 nucleotides. It is a transcript of the gene fbxw10, whose product is annotated as F-box and WD repeat domain containing 10. The coding region runs from base 24 to 2609 and encodes 861 amino acids. Gene Ontology annotation, molecular function: protein binding. NCBI's taxonomy places the organism in Eukaryota, Metazoa, Chordata, Actinopteri, Cichliformes, Cichlidae. The transcript is spliced from 12 exons. The record is from RefSeq and is a predicted model, not a curated record.
GCAACCAGUUGAAUUGUCUCUGCAUGUUUGUGUUCGUUGUGAUGUUUAAAGAGGAAAAAAAAAUGUUGCCUGGCGCGGACGUGGUGAAUGUAAAGGAAACUACUGAAAGCGUCGACAUAAAGUCCGUUAAUGCCUCGGCAGAGGAAGUCAGCACCAAAACAGCGGAGGGAUGCGUCAGUAUGUGCGGUAUGUGUCCGACCUGCGUCUUUGCCUCCAAACCUCCGGGUUCCAGUCGGUGUCUGUGGAAGGUGUCGGAUGAGUUCAAGAGGAGGUUCGUGCUGACGCUCCUUUUACGCUGCAGGAGCGUCCAAGUCCUCGAGAGCAUCCAAGGUGUGCUGCGUGGCGCGACGUCGUGGACGCUCCACACCUACGCUAGGUCAAGAAGCCCCAUCACACCUCAGGAACACCCCUUCCGCUCUUCCCACCAAGGUCACGAUGGAAAACCCCUGGGAGUGAACGUGAAGGAAAUCUGGAAGUGGUUCAGCAGCAGUCCGGACUGGGUCAAGUCAAGCUACGUUUGCCGUAUUUUUUCACUGUGUGACUCCGAACUUUUACGGAUGGUCGCCAACUUAACCAACGUGCUCCUGGUCAGACAAAAAAGUGGAUUCCUGGAGUUUAAUGUAAGUAACCACAAUAACAAUCAUGACAAUCAGGAGGAGUCUGAGGACCCUGCUCUAAUGGUAGUGCCGGGAUCCUCCAAGUCUGUGUCUGGGGUCAGCCGACACAGAGACUUCAUAAGCUGCCUACCUGUUGAUCUCUCCAAGAGGAUAUUAGGAAUGUUAGGUGACCAUACUUUGAUUCGUUGCACGGCAGUUUGUCAGUACUGGGAGCUCCUUGCGAAGGAAACCUUGGAGGAAAUGAAAUUCAGAAGAAAUUUUCAGGGCCAAAUUUUUUCCAUGAUAGAGGGGUGCAGCAGUGUUAAUUUAGUGAGUCCUACUUAUGCCAACAUUGUUGAAAUCCCUGUACCAGUAAAGGAUGACAAGGAAGAAGAUAUUUAUUCUACUGUCCACAAGCUCAAGCCAUUUAAAUCCGCUUAUGCAAACAUCAGAACCACAGCAGUGCAAAUGGAAGAGCGAAAUGUUUACUGCGGUGCAUAUUUUACCAAAGUGCUUCUGGACAACGAAGAUCCUUAUCGGGUGUUGGACUAUAGAGGAGGACUGCUGCUGGCCACUGGCUCAAAGGACCGUUUGGUGCGUCUGUUUUAUGUGUCAUCAGAAACAGAAGACGUGUCGGUGCUGAAAGGACACGUUGGAAGCAUUCGGGCCGUGCUGCUCUGUGAGGACAGAGAUCUGCUGAUAACCGCGAGCUUUGACGCGAGUAUCAGGUGUUGGAAUUUGAAGACAGACCGGUGUGACAUGGCGCUGUACGGUCACACUGGCACCGUCAACUGUCUGGAUGCUGAUGCUGAUAAACUUGUCUCAGGAGCUAAAGACUGUGCAGUUAAAGUGUGGUGUCUGCAGACCGGGAAGCCUUUUAAUGGUUUUAAUUUCAAGCACCCCAGUCCUGUCCUGUGUGUAAAGGUCAGCAAAACUACCAUCUACAGCAGCUGUACACGGGGCCUUGUCAAAAUAUGGGACAUGGAGAAUGCAGCACUGCUCCGGACGAUUGAUGCCCACAGGAGCGCAGUGAAGUGCCUGUUCCUUGACGACUGGCACCUUCUAUCUGGGGACUGCGCUGGCAAGGUCAUGGUGUGGAGCAUCAACCAUAAUGUUGAGAAGUGUCUUAUAACCUUCAGCCACCAAAAGGAGGUAAAAUCUCUUACGCUGGUCUACCUUCGUGUUAUUACUGGCUGUGUGGAUGGAAAGAUUCGCAUAUUUAAUUUCCUCACUGGUGAUUGUUUGAGAGAGAUCACAGCAGAGACCGGAACAGGUCGUCUCCUGUCCCUGCACUUCCUUGACCAAAGUAUAUUAGUGAACACGAUAUACAGCGUGAAGCUUUUCCAGUUUGCCAAAGUGUUCUGGGAUUAUGCCAGUUCCUCACGGGCAGACCACUGUGAUGUGAUGCCACAGGAUAGUUUGGUUUCUGAGAAAUCUGCAGCUUCUCUCAGAAAGUUUCCUCUUUCCGCUCCUGGGGGAGAUCACGUGGCACAGUUGCCUUCAACCACCCAAAAGAUUCACAGCUAUAACUGUAUGAAGCCAGAGAGAGGUGAGCGGCUUUACCGGACCCACAUCCUGUCCUCCCCCGUUAAAUGCCAAAUACAACCCAGAGUGUGCGGCGAGAUUGCUAAACAGUCAGUGAAGCUUAGCGAGAAUGCGGCAACUGAACGGAUAAAGAAGAGAGGCCUUCAUCAUCCUCUGACACAGGACUGCAUCCACCUCCGGGUUAACACUAUCCUGAGGUCUCAGUGCACGGAAGAAGUCAGCAUCAACAUGGAGAGCAACGCUAGACUGAGAGAUUUGUGGGGUCCUCACACGGCUAAGGCUUCUCUGCACUCAUCUCCAAAACGGAGCGUGCACAUGUGUUCACUGCAGGAAACGCAUGAUGGUCAUCCCAGCAGGGCCAAGACCUGUGUCCCAGUUGUGAAACGAACUGUCACUGAACAUAUGACAAACAAACCACAAGGCAGAGAGGUUUCCACUGCCCCUGGGAACACAAGAAGAACCUUAUAGUCUUUACACACUCAGGCCAAUCAAAAUGUGGCCAUAGGCUUAUCAAUACAUCUUCAUAAGAUCACAAAUAAAUCCAAAAUGUUACAUAAAAACUAGUCCCAGUUUAUCCAGGAUUAACUCUUUGAGUGGAAAGGAUUCAGCCUGCUCAGUGACACUGGUGGAAGCAAAGCGGGAGGUCACACAAAGCACUGACCAAAAACUGUCCAAGAGGCAUACAUUACAAAAUGUGCAUCAAUAAAUGUUGAGCACUGCACAAUA